AGCUGGGUGGUGCCAGCAGAGCCGGCGCUCCGGUGUAAACAGCAGGAAGUGUCUCUUAGCUGGAGACAUGUACUCCGUUCUGUUGCUCCUCCUAGUCUUCUUCUCCUUCUGGACCGGAGGGGACCGACUCUUCAAUGGAAGAUCUCCAGUCGGACUGGAUCUGGAUCUCAACCUGGACCUGUCGGCGGUGUUUAGCCGGGUGGAUCCCCGCUUUCUGUCCGUUACCAUCGACGCUAGUCUGGCAUCAGAGGAGAGGUUCAUGCUGCUGUUGAGGUCUCAGAAGAUCCGGACUCUGGCCAAAGCUCUGAGUCCAGCCUUUUUAAGGUUUGGAGGAACUAAACAGGACUUCAUGGUGUUCAGUCCUCAGAGGAGUCAGCAGCUGGAUUCAGAUGAGUCUUGCAGCAGUAUCCGACUGCCCUGGUGGCUGGAGCAGAGGCUGAAGGAGGACUUGACUCAGCAGCAGCUCAUCCUUCUCAAAGAAGAGCAGCAGAACAAGUACAAAAGAGUCCACUUUACAGAGCUCACUGUGGACCUGCUGCACUCCUUCAGCAGCUGCUCGGGUAUGGAUCUGAUCUUCGGCUUGAACGCUCUGCUCAGGACUUCAGACAACAUCUGGAACAGCAGCAACGCCCGCUCUCUUCUCCAGUACUGCCAGUCCAAACAAUACAACAUGUCGUGGGAGCUGGGAAACGAACCAAACAGUUAUGAGAAGAAGGCUGGGAUCCGGGUGGACGGACAUCAGCUCGGAGUCGACUUCACCCAUCUCAGAAAGAUGCUGUCGGAGUCCAAACUUUACCGGGACAGCGGUCUGUACGGCCCGGAUGUGGGUCAGCCGCGGGGCCACAAACUGGACUUACUGGAGAGCUUCCUGCGGAGCGGAGCCGAGGCCAUCGACGCCUGCACCUGGCACCAUUACUACGUGAACGGCAAAGACACUUCUUUAGAGGAUUUUUUAGAUCCUGACGUUCUGGACACUCUGGCUUUCAAAACCAAUGAAGUCCUGGAGAAAGUACAGCAGGAGUCGCCCGGGAAGUCUGUGUGGCUUGGAGAGACGAGUUCGGCCUACGGAGGAGGAGCGGCGGGACUGUCGGACACGUUCGUCUCCGGGUUUAUGUGGCUGGAUAAAUUAGGCCUGGGAGCCAGACUGGGCCUGGAUGUGGUGAUGAGGCAGGUGUUGUUCGGCUCCGGGAGUUACCACCUGAUCGAUGACAACCUGGACCCCCUCCCUGACUAUUGGCUGUCUGUUCUCUACAAAAAACUCGUUGGACCAGAGGUUUUGAAACUUCUGGCCAUUUCUGAUUCUGGCAGAAGUAAAAAAGUGAGGCUGUAUCUGCACUGCGCCAACAGGAAGAGCUACACCAGCGGAGCUGUCGUACUGAUAUUCAUGAACCUGAGUAGGAAGCCAGCGAGGAUCUCACUUCCUGCCCUCGUCUCCAGCAGCACAGUGGACGCUUUUGUCCUUCAGUCCUUCGAGCCAGGGGAGGAGGGACUGAAGUCCAGGUCUGUUCAGCUGAAUGGAGUGCUAUUGAAGAUGAUGGAUGAUAAAACUAUCCCAGAACUUAGCGGAGCUCAGCUACUUCCAGCUGAACACCUGAAGCUUCCUGCGUACUCCCUGGGGUUCUUUGUCUUCUUGGAGGCCCAGGCGCCGGCCUGCAGCUGAGCCCAGCAGAGAUUCUUCAGAUGUUGCCGAACAUUCUGGGACUGCAAGAGGACUGACUAAGAUCAGGACAUGAUCUUCAGCUGUGGAGUUUCUCUCAUGCAGGAGCUGCUAAAGUGUCCUUUUGUUAGAAUAUACUGAAGUGGUUUUACACUGUUUUAAUCAUUUUCUCAGAUUGGGUCAUCAUGAUACUUUUAUGAAAUAAACUACAUGUUAAACCUGA
Molecule: messenger RNA, 1880 nt
Organism: Girardinichthys multiradiatus
Lineage: Eukaryota; Metazoa; Chordata; Actinopteri; Cyprinodontiformes; Goodeidae
Gene: hpse
Product: heparanase
Exons: 12
Coding region: 68-1660 (530 amino acids)
Cellular component (GO): extracellular matrix; membrane
Molecular function (GO): hydrolase activity, acting on glycosyl bonds
Source: RefSeq, a predicted model, not a curated record